CUCGAAUUGGAUCACCAAACCAAAUCGAUCUUCUCAAUAUCCAAUCCAACUAGUUAUUUGGAUACUUUGUGUUUGAGUUUGAGUUUGAGUGUUUGAGCUUCGUAUAUAUAUAUAUAUAUAUAUAUAUUUAUUCGUCAAAAGAUAUAAAAAUAAAGAAAAGGAGGAAAAUGCCUAGGGACAGGGACCCGCUUGUUGUUGGAAGAGUGGUAGGUGAUGUUUUAGACCCGUUUACAAGGUCUGUUUCUCUCAGGGUCACUUACGGUAUGAAGGAGGUUAACAAUGGUUGCGAGCUCAAACCUUCCCAAGUUGUCCACCAACCUAGAGUUGAUACUGGUGGGGAUGAUCUUAGGACUUUCUACACUCUGGUCAUGGUGGAUCCUGAUGCACCUAGCCCAAGUGACCCCAACCUAAAGGAAUAUUUGCAUUGGCUGGUUACGGAUAUUCCAGCAACAACUGCGGCAAGCUUUGGGCAAGAGAUUGUGUGUUAUGAAAGCCCACGGCCAACGCAAUUACGAAUCUCGCAAAUUAUUAGACAAUAA
Prunus avium (sweet cherry) is the source of this 539-nucleotide messenger RNA. NCBI's taxonomy places the organism in Eukaryota, Viridiplantae, Streptophyta, Magnoliopsida, Rosales, Rosaceae. The record is from RefSeq and is a predicted model, not a curated record.